Molecule: messenger RNA, 1661 nt
Organism: Pseudo-nitzschia multistriata
Lineage: Eukaryota; Bacillariophyta; Bacillariophyceae; Bacillariales; Bacillariaceae
Source: the annotation of a GenBank genome assembly
GUGUACCGGUACGUAGAAGUUUUUUCUUCGGCAUGGAAAUCGAUCGAAGAAUGCCAAUGGGGAAGAGAGGGCCGACGGGUAGAUGGACAGACGGAUGGGAAUCAAUCUCUUUCGAACCACGGUUGGCAAAAAGGAACGUGGAGACUGGAGACCAACGGAGCGAGGGAAGCAAAAAGGAAGAAACAGAAAGAAAGCAAGCCAAGGAAAGACCGCAGCACACACAAUCUGUUUCCACCACCAACACCACCCACCCAACUACAACCAUGAGCCAGCAAUUCAUCCAGCGCGUCGUCAACUACGUCGCCAACGAGAUCAUCGUCAAGGGCCUCGCCAAUUCCCGGACCUUCCAGAGGUUUGCCGUCCGGACCAACCAGCAGUACGAGGAACUCAACAAGCAGGGGACCGAAAAGAUCGCCAGGACCAUCGAGGACCUGGCCAAGAGCCAAGCGGGUCCGUCCGGUGCGGCCUCCGCCGGCGGUGGUUCUGCCGCCUCGGAAGGAGGCGGGCUCCGGGCUCCCCAGAGGCCCCUCCGCGGGAUUCCGGGUUUCGUCGUGGCCUUUUUCGGGGAGAUCCGGAAAGACCUGGCGGGGGGCCGGUAGGGAGGGCUCCACCGGGAACGCCCGGGGCAAGACGGGACGGGACGAGACCCGGAGGCGACGGACGAAGCAUCUCGUCUCGUCCCGCCCGGUCUCGUUUCGCUUUGCUUCGGUCGAAACCCCCGGAAACGUGCACUCCAGUGGACGCCGCUUCCCAGCUCCACCCAAGCGAACGCAACACCAAGCCAAUCCAUACAACUCCGCGCCGAUCGUUCACUGAUUGCUCUGCUAUGGAACGGCUGUCGAGUGGUAUAGAUACUCGUUCGGACCGCACUGCAACGGAUUGGACUCGAUUGGAUUGAAUUGCCAUUGAAAUUGCCAUUGCACUGCCUUGCUUUUGUGAUCGAACGGGACACACCGCGCCCUGACCGAGUCGAUUGGUCCGGGCCGUUUCGCCGGAGUGCGUGACGCGGCAGCAAUGGUUGCCGCCGCCUUCUGUGCCGUGCAUCAUUUCGAAAGCUGCCGCCGGUGCGUCGCACAAAUGCAUACAGCGCCGAUGCACAAACCAAGAAAGACACUCGCACGCUGCUGGAUGCGCGAAAUCGGCCCUGAAAGAAAAAAAACAGCCACGAAGCGCUGAUCCGCGCCGCGGACCUUGGUGGUCUCGUGGUGGUGGCUCGCGCGUCGACCCCAACGCAGAAAGCAAGCCAUGCGGCCCGGAGCCACACCACCCGUUUACAUGUAAAAGUAUUCCAUAACAUUAAAACACUGCUCUCUAUGCUAAGCUUCGAUGUGACGUGAUACGAAUCAUGUGUACAAACUUGGAACGCCAAACUAGAUUUGGUUUCGAUAUGCACGAUGGAUGAUCUGGUGAAUCGAUAAAUAAUGAUGCCAUGGGUGCCGUUUUUUUUGUCUUUUCCCAGCAGUGCGAGUCGACACCUUUCUUGUACGGAUCCAUCCAAACAAAGCGCAACUACGUACGGAGCUAGCCAAUAGGAGCACUACGAUUCGUUACUGCAUUCUGCAUGGGUAUGCAAUCCGCACACAGUUUUUGCAGCAAGAAUCAUAGCUGUAGAAAAAAUCACAACGCAAUGGUAGAACUUUAUAUAAAAAUACUUAUUAACU